GACCGAAAAUAUGGAUGGAAUCAUCAUCAUCAUCAUGGAAUAAAACCAAAGAGACUUGUAACCAAAAAAAAAAAAAAAACCAAAGAGAGACCGUAAAACAAAAAAAAAAAGAAGUAGUGUGUUUUGGCGGGAGGAACGAAAUUAAUUUAAAAACCUAAAGUGACAUACUGUAGCGGGAGCAAAAUUUACCCUCGCAAUUCGAACCCGACAAAACACACUCUCACUCACUUUCACCCACAACGACACCGUUCACCGUCGUUUCCACAUGGACUCAGAUCUCAAAUCGGCCAAAUCCGCUUACCAGAACGCCAAAGCAGAAGGUAACCACCGUGAAGAAGCUCGUUGGGCAAACGUCAUCGGCGAUAUACUCAAGAACAGAGGAGAAUACGUUAAAGCCCUCAAAUGGAUCAAAAUCGAUUACGAUGUUUCUCGGAAACACUUACCAGAGAAACACUUACUCACAACUUGUCAAUCCCUCGGUGAAAUCUAUCUCCGUCUUGAGCGUUUUGACGAUGCCCUAACAUUCCAGAAAAAACAUUUAGAUCUUGCUAGGGACGCUGAUGAUCUUGUUGAGGAACAACGAGCUAGCACGCAGUUAGGUCGAACUUACCACGAAUUGUUUUCGAAAUCAGAACAUGAUCACAAUUCAAUUCGCAAUGCGAAGAAGUAUUUCAAGUCUGCAAUGGAUUUGGCAGUUAGUCUUAAAGAGAAUCCACCGCCGAAUAGUAAGUCUUCGUUUCUCAAGGAAUAUAUUGAUGCUUAUAACAAUAUAGGAAUGCUUGAAAUGGAGAUUGAUAACUUGCACGAGGCGGAGAAGAUACUUACUAGAGGAUUGGAGAUUUGUGAUGAAGAGGAGAUUAGUGAGUAUGAUGACGGGCGUAGUAGGUUACAUCAUAAUCUUGGGAAUGUGUAUAUGGAAUUGAGGAUGUGGAAUGAAGCUAGGAAGAAUAUUAAGAAGGAUAUUGUGAUUUGUCAUAAAAUUGGACAUUGCCAAGGAGAAGCGAAAGGGUAUAUUAAUCUUGGUGAAAUGCAUUACCGGACUCAGAAGUAUGACGAGGCACGGUCUUUUUAUCAGAAGGCGCUUGCUUUGGCGAAGUCUUUGGAGGAUGAGGAUGCUUUGGUCAGACAGAUUAAUCAGAAUAUUAAAAUUGUUAAAUCAGCUGUUGAAGUUAUGGACGAAAUCAAGACAGAAGAGCAGAAACUUAAAAAACUCAAAAGAGAAAUAGUUUCGGCCAGAGGGACACCGAACGAGCAUAAGUGUCUGCUGCUGUUAAACGUGUCUCUUGAAAUCCUUGUUGAGAAAGCAAGGACAAUCUCUGCUUGGGAGAAGCUUCGUGAAUUUGCAAAGGAGAAGAAGAAAGUAGCGAAGGACCUUUGUGACAAGCAAAGGUUGGGUGAUUCAUAUCUGGAUGUUGCAGAAUCAUACCAGAAGCUCAGAAAAUUCAACAAGUCAAUCAAAUGGUACAAAAAGAGUUGGGAAAUGUACAAAACAAUUGGUAACUUAGAGGGGCAAGCACUGGUGAAACUUAAUAUUGGUAAUGUUUUGGAUUCUACUCACAAUUGGAGAGAAGCAUAUGAUGCAUUUGAAGAGAGCUACAGUAUUGCUCGUGACACAGGCCUUCCUAAUGUACAGCUUCUUGCCUUGGAAAAUAUGCAUUAUAGCAACAUGAUUAGAUUUGAUGAUGAGGAUGAGACCAGGAGGUUGAAACUUCUAAUUGAUAAGCUUAAGUCAAGUGAAAAGCAAGAGGCUGAUAGUACGCCAGGGGAUUGUUGCUCUGAGACUGAUACUGAAGCAGAUGUUUGUAUGUCAAAUAGUGAGUCAGAUGAUUUUUGCUUUCCAAAGACAACUUAUAGAUCAGAAACCCCGACUCCUGAAGAACGGAAUGAUGAUAAUGCGCCUCUUAUGUCGCUAUAUCAGUCCAUUAAAGACUCGUCUAGAAGGAUAACAGGACACAAGGAAAGUCAUACCAACUCUACAAAGCAGGUUGAGCAAUCACCCAGAAGUCUGACAAAACUAACAAGCGAGAACCAAGCAGUUGUUGGUCGUAAACGUGUCCGUAUGAUUCUUUCCGACGACGACGAUGAUGAUGAGAUGGAAUGCUCAAGCAGAAAGGAUCACGACUGCCCGUUAGAGAACUUGCCUAAUGAUGAAGCGGUUAAGAGUAAAAUCAGUCCUAGUAAAAUUCAGGUUGUCCCAGAGUAUGGAUCUAAAUGUGCAAUUAAUGUUGAAGAAAGUAGCAGUUCUUUCAAAUGCUGGAGUCCAAAUACUGCCACUAAAACUUCCAGACGUUCCAGGUCAUUGAGCAAUGAUAUAGUUGUUGAACCCGACUUUCCUAGUGGUUCUAAAUGUGAUACAGAUGUCUCUGGCAAACAAAAUGUUGUUACCCAUCCCAUGACAAAGCAUUCCCAAGAUGAUCAAUAUAUUACAUGUCGGAUUCAGAAUGAAAUAGUUUAUGUAGAAGCAGCCUUGUGCUCUUCUGAUGAUCAGGUUGACAUUGACUCGUUAAAGGCUGUAAUUGCAUGCCUAUACUAUCAAAAAUUUCCGACAGAAAAGAAAUCAGAGGGUUUGUUGCCCAUUAUUCAGCACAUAAAAUGUGCUGGAAGAGAUCUAGAAUCGCUGGCAACUGUUGAAAAUCUUAAGGAGCAUCUGCGAAAUAACAUGGUUGAAGCUUUCAUUGAUGGAUGGAUUCAGAAGCGCCUAAUAAAAACGUACGUGGACUGCUGCAAGGAGUUGUCCGAGGUACCAAAGAUCAAGGUGCUGAAGAAACUUUACAAUUUAGAGGUUUCUGAUGAUGAAAUCAUUGCAUCGGACUGUGACCUGCAAGAUUUGUCUAUAACACCAUUGAUAGAUGCACUGCAUUCCCAAAUGGCAUUUUCAAUGCUUGACAUCUCUCACAAUUGUUUAGGAAAUGGAACAAUGGAGAAACUUCGAAAGGUGUUCACAGCAUCAGGUCAAUCUUACGGCGGCUUAACUCUGGAUUUGCAUUGCAAUCGAUUUGGCCCAACAACUUUGUUUCAGAUUUGUGAAUGCUCUGUGCUAUUUGCUCGACUCGAAGUGCUUAACAUUUCUGGAAACCGUCUUACCGAUGCAUGUGGAUCUUAUCUUUCAACAAUCUUAAAAAACUGUACAGCUCUUUGUAGCUUGAAUGUAGAAAACUGUAGUAUCACAACCAGAACCAUUCAAAAAAUUGCUGAUGCAUUGGACUCUAGAUCUGUACUUUCACACCUUUGCAUAGGACACAACAGCCCUGUAUCUGGGAAUGCUUUAGUUAAUCUUCUAUCGAAGCUUUCUACUUUAAAAAGGUUUUCCGAGUUGAAUAUGAGUGGUCUAAAACUAGGCAAACCGGUUGUCGAUAGCCUUUUCCAGCUUGCAGGGACCUUGACUUUAUCAGGACUAAUACUUGGAGGCACUGGUAUUGGAAAUGAAGGGGCCAUAAAAGUAACAGAACCAUUGCUCAAAGGGACCGAGGAGCUUGUGAAAUUUGACCUAUCAUAUUGUGGGCUAACAUCUAACUAUAUUUUAAGCAUCAAUGUUAAUUCUUUUUGUUCCAUCACUGACCUGAGCCUGGAAGGAAAUCCUAUAAUGCUUGAGGGCAGCAAUACUCUAUUUUUGCUUCUCAUAAACCCACAAUGCUGUCUCAAAGUUUUGAUACUUAGGAAGUGUCAACUUGGGCUUGCUGGAGUUCUUCACAUAAUUGAGGCUCUUGCAGAUAACAGCAGCCUGGAGGAGCUUAACCUUGCUGAUAAUUCUGUUCCGACUGAACUUUCUGCUCUACAAUGUGAUUUACCAUCUAAAAGCUGCUCACAGAACCAGGAAGAUAAACUUGAUACUAUGAAAGUGGAUGAUAAUCAAGAGGCCUUUUGCGCUCUAAAUACUUUGGACGAACAGCUGGAAGUUGCUGAUAGUGAAGAUAUUCCAGUUGGAGCAGAAGCUGCUGCUUCUGGAAUUGACGACAGCUGUGCCAGUUCAUGUCAAAGAAAUUCAUCUCCCGAGUGCCAUUUAACUCAGCAAUUUUCAACUGCUAUUGCAAAGGCAAAGAACUUGCAGUUACUAGACCUUAGCAAUAAUAGUUUUUCUGCACAAGCUGCAGAAACAUUCUAUGGUUCGUGGACAACUUUACGACCCCUUUCAAGUCACAGACACAUCACUAAGAACAUUAUUCAUUUCUCAACGAAGGAAAAGAAAUGCUGCAGCGUGAAACCUUGCUGUAAGAAAGUUUGAUCUGUGGCUCCCUUGUUGAUAUACUAACUAAAGAAUAAGAGGCAAUUUUCCGGUCAAUAAGAACAUUUUUAUGAACAAAAGGGCGUUGCUUUAUUUAUAAAUACUCUAGUUAAUUGUAUUAUUGUAAGGAUGUACAAUUCCUCUAGUUUCAUUUAUCAUGUAAAACACAUUUAUAGUGUUCAUCUUAGUUUUUUGUAUACAAUAUUGGUAGAUUCAA
Molecule: messenger RNA, 4439 nt
Organism: Trifolium pratense (red clover)
Lineage: Eukaryota; Viridiplantae; Streptophyta; Magnoliopsida; Fabales; Fabaceae
Product: protein TONSOKU
Exons: 20
Coding region: 266-4222 (1318 amino acids)
Biological process (GO): meristem structural organization; response to DNA damage checkpoint signaling; epigenetic regulation of gene expression
Cellular component (GO): nucleus
Molecular function (GO): protein binding
Source: RefSeq, a predicted model, not a curated record